CGUUAGCUGUUUAGCGAGUUGCUCUGACUUGGUUCGCUAACGAACGUCAACCGGACAUCUUUUGUGUAGCGUUAGCUUCGUGUUGGCCAGCUUGACCAUAGCUAUUUUGUCGCUAAGGAAGUUUAUCAUUACGUUUCUGGACCAAAUCACAACUUCUUAGACUUGGGGCACAACACCGCAGACGCCGAGCAGAGUACAAAGUAGCCGGAAACCCAUUGAAGGAGGAUGUCUUCACCACUAUACUACACCCAAGACAGUAUUACUCGCUUCAAGAAAAGAAAAGCCCGCUUCUCUUUCAGCGAAGUCCACAUACUGUUGGAUGAAGUGAGGAAGCAUCGGAUGGUUGUUGUGGGCAAAUUCAAUCGUGGUGUGCAAACAGACGUGAAGAAGCGCACAUGGGCAGAAAUCACUGCACGUGUCAAUGAGAUUGGGGAGUGCCAACGGGAGGUCAUCGAGGUCAUCAAGAAAUGGUCCGAUCUGAAGUGUGACACCAAGCGGAAAGUGGCUGCCAUGCGGUCAGGGACGGUGCCCAACAGGGGCCUCAACUCUCGUCUCUCACGAGACCUUAAUCAGACUGAGAAAAUAGUGCUGCAGAUUCUGGAGAUGGACAAAGAAGACCAGAGCGCCGCUGACUUUGGCCCUCUGGGAGAUGACGACUAUGUGCCAGAUGAGGAAGAAGAAAUGGAUGAGGAAGAUAUGAUUGGAAUGCAGGGUUCUCCUAAUGGUGCAUUGGACACAGCUAUGCCCCCAGCAACUUCCCACAUCACCAGGAACACUUCACAACCUGCCUUUGAUGUGCAGUAUGAAGGACCUGCGGCAGAAGAUGCUGAAGCGGCAUUCGGAGACUCGGACGAUGACCAAAGGGAUGAAGCGCCUCCUUUUAACCAGGCCGCCAAACCAACAGAGGAUUACCAAGGAAACAACUGCAUCCAGAAACAAGGACAGCCUCAGACGUCCUCCGCCCCAUCAACAUCGACGACCACGGCCCCAACGCCAGGUCAGCCCUCGCAGAGCACUCAGGACAGCAUUCUGCACAGCGCAUCGUUGAGCCUGCAAGAACAGCACGCCACCAACAUCCUGCUGGAGACGGUGUCGCGCUCCCUGGAGCUUCUGUCCGAGUCGGUGCAGCAGCUGGCGGAGACCCAGCAGGAGUUUGUGCGUGACACGCUGCAGCUCCAGCGGGAGACGGUGCAGGUUCUCAGAGACUUCACGGGCGGAGCCAUCGCGCUCAUGCACGACAAAUUGAACGGGCGGCCGGCGUUAUAGCGGCGCAGUCUCAGACGGAGAUGCCGGGUUGUAUUUCACUGACUGCAUACAGUCUGCCUACAUGUGCAGGAACCUUUAGGGUCCAUGACUGUUGGACUCCACCGCUGGUUACUGUCUGCUUUGAUAGUGCCCGACCGAUUUUUAGUUCUAUUUUAAAACUAUUUGUUUAAACAUUGCAUCGAUGGGUUUACUGUCUUUGAGGCAACAGACUAGAGGUUUUGGGGUUUUUGGUGUCCUGGUAUAAGUUUGUAGUUGCAUCAGUGUGUAGAGAUGAUCUCAUGUACUGCAAUGGUGAGCAGAGUCGCCUGGCCAUUAUAUGGUCUAUAUAUCUGAAAGCUAAACAAGUGUUAGAUCUUUUUUAAAAUGCCUGUGACUCAAUACUUUUUUUUUUUUUGUACAUUGCAAACAUGAACACUUGAAUUAGAACCUCUUCAAUAAUUCCUUUUAAAUACAAAAUAAACCCCUGAUGUAUUUAAACAUAAGAGAUGCCAUUUUAUUAUCUGGGAUACUGCAAAGUGCUAUCUUGGAAACUAGUGAAUCCAUCUGGAUCGUUCAUGUCUGGUGCUUUAGCGGCUUAUAUCCCAUAUCUUGUAUUGUUUAUAAACUGAUCUGAUCUGAGUUCACAAGAGACGGUUCAUUUCAAAUCACUGGUAUUAACCAAAUGACUUAACAGCAGUUUUUUAAAUGUUUUAGGCCAAACACUCCAGAUCCUCAUUUGUGAGGUUUGUGCUCAGGCCACUAGAUUGUAUAAAUGACUUUGACUGUUUUCAUUGCAAGUGGUUUACUUCCGUACGGACAGAAAACACGUCAUGUAAAUGACAUGUAGACCUUAAAGGAUGAAGCUAGAGGCAUUCAAUCUGUUUUCUCCUUGUCAACAAGUUAUUUGAUCCCCAUGUUCACUGCUGAAUUUAGUCUAUAAAAAAUGCGUAAUUUC
Molecule: messenger RNA, 2200 nt
Organism: Gasterosteus aculeatus aculeatus (three-spined stickleback)
Lineage: Eukaryota; Metazoa; Chordata; Actinopteri; Perciformes; Gasterosteidae
Cellular component (GO): nucleus
Source: RefSeq, a predicted model, not a curated record